AUGCCCGCCCGCGCCGCCUCGCUGCCGCUGCUGCUGCUGCUGGCGCUGGGGGCCGCCCACGGAAGCCAGUACGACCAGUGCUUCCAGAAGCCCUCUAACGAGGCAGGGGCUUUGAACAUUGGACAGAGAUGGGGAGACCCCUCCCCAACAGCCACACUGAACAUAGAUCUGCAUAAAGUCACAAGCGCUGCUUCCUCUUUUGAGUACCGCACCUUCGACCCUGAAGGCGUGAUCUUCUACGGGGACACCAGCCCCGGCACCGACUGGUUCGUUCUGGGAUUGCGCGGGGGGAAACUGGAAAUGCAAAUCCACAACAGCGUUACAAACAUCAGCAUUACGAACAUCAGCUUCUCUGGGGAAGAGGGCAUCAACGACGGCCGGUGGCACCAGAUCAUGGUGAAGAACGAAGGAGACAGCGUGGUGCUGGCCCUGGACGGGGACGGUCUGCUGACAGUCAGCAAAGUGUCUCAUGCCAUCAUUGGUCACCCUUUCCCCGAGAUGCGCAUAGGCGUUGGGGGUCUACUCAUCCCCCAAAAAGAUUUGCUCAUUCCGAUGAACACGGCCAUGGACGGCUGCUUGAGACGGUGGAACUGGUUGAACACAAGCAGCUCUUGGCUGGAGGGGGCCUCCCUGGAGGGCGAGGGAAUCAAGGCUUGCUUUGCCAGCAUCCGCCAGGGCAGCUUCUUCCCAGGAGAUGGGCUGGCCAGCUUCCUGCUCUCAGGCUUCCCCUCCGGACUCCGCCAUGACAACGAGAGUUGGUCGCUGGCUGUGGAGCUGCUGCUUAGUGCCGGUCGGCAGGUGGGGACGUUCCUGGCUGUCUCGCCUUCGGAGCAGGCCCCGAUCCUCAGCCUGAAACUGCAGCACACGGACGUGGUAGCCCAACUGGGGAGCAAGAUGGUUCUGCAGACCCCCCUGCCCAUGACGGGCUGCCAAGGUUCGGAUCUUCUGCUCCGCAUCACUUCGGAUCAGCUCACGUUGCGCCUGGGCAGCCAUGAAACCGCAGAGCCCGUCCCGAAGGCAGAUUUCGAAGCUCUGCGGCAUCUCUGGCUGAGUGGGGUCGGUCGUCUCUUCAUUGGGGGGUUCCCUGGGCAGGGAGAAGCCCCUCAGCCGCAGGAGGGAGGCUUCUUCCGAGGCUGCCUCCACGACAUCCGGGUACAAGGCCUGAAGCUAGACCUUGACUCAGCCGAAUACCGAAGCAAUGCCAUCUGGGCACACAGCUGCCCCGGGAAAGAGGACCUUGAUCUCGGGAGCACAGACCGGGCGGACUAA
Molecule: messenger RNA, 1269 nt
Organism: Euleptes europaea (tarantolino)
Lineage: Eukaryota; Metazoa; Chordata; Lepidosauria; Squamata; Sphaerodactylidae
Gene: SHBG
Product: sex hormone binding globulin
Exons: 8
Coding region: 1-1269 (422 amino acids)
Molecular function (GO): steroid binding
Source: RefSeq, a predicted model, not a curated record